Rubroshorea leprosula is the source of this 3258-nucleotide messenger RNA. Lineage: Eukaryota; Viridiplantae; Streptophyta; Magnoliopsida; Malvales; Dipterocarpaceae. The record is from the annotation of a GenBank genome assembly.
ACCAUAUUUUUCUGAAUUUGCCAUGGAUUCUUCCUGGAUUUCUUCACCUAACUACCCAUUUCUCCCUUUCUCCACUGAUUUCCUUCUCACUUGGAUUCCGGUCCUAGGAAGAGGAAAUAUUCAUGGAGUCGAAGUUCAGUUUGAAGAAGGGAGUCUACGGUUUCUUCACUGUGCAAGUUUGUCUGGUGACCAAAGAAACGGAGAGCAGUAUUGGGUGGAAUUUAGAUCGGGUUAACAACCGUUUGUUUUUGGGGAUUCAAGAAACUGCAAGACUGCUACUUCAUUUGAACUCAUCAGCAUUGAAUUUGGCAAGAUCGUUGAGUUCAAUUGUAAAUGGGACUGAACUAUCAUUUGCUGCAAUUGAAAAAAAGAUUGCACCAACAUUGUUUCUAGCACUGUCAACCAUCCCCCAAAUAUCACAGGUUUCUUUUACAGGAUCGGAAGGCUUGUCAUUCUCAUAUUACAAAGACAGGGGUCAAACACUUGCUGUGUUCUCUAAUUCUUCGUCACCUUCCCACUGGUAUACCAAGCUAGUGAAUCCUGACACGGGCAAGUUUUAUGGAAAAGCUGUGGCUUCACCUCCUAGACAACAAACAAGCUGGUUCCUUCAAGCCAUAACAAGACCUAAUGGGUACUCUUCACUAGGGACAGGAUGGAACAAAGCUCAAGAUAGGCUUUUUGUUCGUAGUGUUGCUAUGGAUGGAGAGGGUGUUAUAUCUAUUGGAUUCCCUGUUAAAGUGGUCGUUGAUCAUUUUGCAGUGUUAGAUUUUCACGAUGGAGAUUUUUACUUGGCUACUGCAGCUGGGGAUGUGAUUGUGCAGUCAAGGCUUCCUAAUGCUCAAAUAGUUGUGAAUGACAGCAUAAUUUCUGUUCAGACAGUAAAGCAGAAUGGUCAACCCUUAAGUUAUCUUGGUAAUAGGUCCUGCGAUAGUGGUGAAGUUAGACAUUUUAUGGGCAGAAUUAUGGGAAUCAAGUACAAUUUUUACUGCUCAGCUCUUGAGAUUGCUGGAGUUCAUUUGGUGUAUUUAUUGUCUUUUCCCAAUGAUGGAAUAGCAGGCCUUGUCGAAAAGAACAGCAGGCUAGCUGCAAGACGAGAAAUGUUCUUGUGUGCAGCCUUUGUAAAGCAAUUGAAUGCGACACAACAGGCAGAGCGCAAGAGCAUGUUCAAAACUAGGGCCUACACAAGGGCAAAUCAUGAUGUUUGUGGUUCUUUGGCAGUAAUUUCUGGUUGGCUAGAGCUUUGUCACAAUGAUGCCGAGUCAAAUUCCGAGUUAGCAUCAAAUUUGGAACUCUUAAAGGCUUGUACAAGGGACCUCCUAGAUAUAUUGAAUUCAGCUCUAAAGAUCAGUAAAAUUGAAGCUGGAAAAAUGGAUCUAGAAGAAGAAGAAUUCAACCUGGCUCAACUCCUUGAGGAUGUUGUUGAUAUGUUUUAUCCUGCCGGUAUAAAGAAACUUGUUGAUAUCGUGCUUGAUCCUUGUGAUGGUUCCAUUCUCAAAUUCCCUAUUGUGAAAGGUGAUCGUGUAAAGCUCAAGCAGAUUUUAUGCAACCUACUCAGCAAUGCUAUCAAGCAUACAUUUGAAGGUCACAUCUCUGUUCGUGCGAUUGUCAAGAAAAAGAGUUUUGAAAAAGACAUUAUAUCUUAUAAUAGGAAUAGGUGUUUGUCAUGGCUGUUUUGCAAGGACAAGGAGCACCUGGAUGAUUUAAAUGCUCUUCAUAAAGCUGAACAUGAUCCCAACAAAAUGGAGUUUGAAUUUGAGGUUGAUGAUACUGGUGUGGGAAUUCCCAAAGACAAGCAAGAAUCAAUUUUUGAAGAAUAUUUUCAGGUGAAGGAAACAAAUCCGGGAGAAGAAGAAGGCUGUGGAUUGGGACUAGGCAUUGUUCAGUCCAUUGUACGUCUAAUGGAUGGAGAGAUAAGAAUUGUUGGGAAAGGUGCUGAAGAGAAGGGAACUUGCUUUAGGUUCAGUGUUCUACUCACCACAUGCCAACCUGAGUCAGAUGACACUGAAGAAGACUCUGCAAGAGUAAAUUAUCAGCAUCUUUCAUUUAUGAGAAAUCUUGCCGCAUACAAACCGGAGGGAUCUCAUGUGAUGCUGUAUAUAACUGGCGAAGAACGAAGAAGAGUUCUGAAGAGGUAUUUUGAGAGCUUAAGUAUAAAGGUGACAAUAAUAACACAAGAGAAAAGUCUCUACCGACAGCUUGAAAUGAUAAAACAGAAGUUGGAUCCUUCUCAUCAUGUUCCCUCAAGAGAUUCUGGUUCAUCGAUUAAUGAUGCACAAAGCAUCAGAGAUGGAAAUGACAACAUUUUGCUGAACCUCAGAAAGUCCAAUUCCAGAAGUUCAAGUUUGAUGCUGAUAGUAAUUGAUUCCUGUGCUGGCAAUUUUGGUGAAUUAUGUUCUGCUGUCUCUGACUUCAAGAAAGACAUUCCCAACCACUUGUGUAAGAUUGUCUGGUUGGAUAAUCCUGUCACACGUUCAACCGAGGUUCAAGCAAUGAGGAUUACACCUCCUUGUGAUUGUGUUAUGAACAAACCCUUUCAUGGAUCACGUUUAAUUCAAGUACUGAAACUGCUUGCUGAGCGUAAGGCCACCUCUCAACGCAACUUCCCAAGUUUAUCACAUGGAGCAACAGCUCAAGAGGCUCUGCCUUCUGUUGUGAAGAACAGUCCAUCUGGGUUAAGCAGCUUGGAGCCUGAGCUUGGGGUUGCUUCUUCAUCCCAAGAAACUGCAUUGCAGCAGAUAGUGAUACAGGAGGCUGAUGAAAAAAGCAUUGAGAAACCAUUGUCUAGGAAGAAAAUUCUGGUUGUUGAAGACACACUGGUAGUGCAGAAAUUGACAGUUGCUUGCCUCCGCAAACUAGGAGCAGAUGUUGAAGCCUGUGCAAAUGGAAAAGAGGCCUUCGAUAAAAUCUGCAACAUUUUAAGAGAUCAAAAGGAGAGAGGAUCUCAGCAAUUUCUGCCUUAUGACUGUAUCCUCAUGGAUUGUGAGAUGCCAGUACUGAAUGGAUAUGAGGCAACGAGACUGAUAAGAAGGGAGGAACAACUUUAUGGAAUCCGAAUUCCGAUUAUUGCAUUAACUACUUCUGAUGAUGGAACAAAGAUUACUGAGGCCGGAAUGGAUUUUCACUUAAUUAAGCCAUUGAAAGCUGACAAGUUUCUGGAACUCGUCCAAAUUUUAGAGCCAAGUGCAUCAUUCUGAUAGGUUAAUUCAUUUUUCCCAUCUCAUUUUCACCAAACAGCGUCAAUAAAUAUUUUGAUUUUCA